UACAUUUAACACCACUACGAGUGCAAAUAGCCCAACCAGGGAACAACAAAUAAAACAUUUAUAGAAAUAAACCAGUUAAUCACGGAAAUAUUUGCCAAAUUCCCAUCUAUAAAUCCGACGGUAAAUGUCGUUAGAAGCUUUUACAGUAGCCAAUUCUGACACCCGAAUCUCGCAUUUUCCAAGAAGAGGGGGACGUGAUAGAGUCAAAAGAACACACAGAACGAAACCACCCUUCCAGCUCUGCAGCGGUCUCCAUUUUAACUGUUUGCCCAGUCGGUACCUCACGUGUUCUGGACAGUCUUUCUCACAUGACCCUUGUUUGUCCCCGUGAUCAGUACUUCCAACUCCGUUUUUCAGUGUCGCUGAAUAUCACAUUUUAAACUGUAACCUUCAUGGAUAUGCAUGAACAGAGUUUGGACAGCUCUACAGGGAAAUCCGAUUGGCAGCCAUUUAUUAAAAUGGCCGCACUGGUUGACUGACAUGCUUCCCAGACUGCCUCCAAUCUUUAAAAUUCACGAGAAACAGGAAACAGAGGAGAUUCUCCAACUGGAAGGUGUGGGGACGGAGGAGCAGACUGCAGCUACCAUAGAGAGUGUACAGCAGGCCGCAGCUUUUGCGGAUCAUAAUGUUCAAUACCAGUUCCGCACAGAGAACAGUGGAGGACAGGUGACCUAUCGUGUGGUCCAAGUGACAGAUGACCAGCUAGAGGCAGCAGGUGACGGGACUGGGGCAGUCAGUGUGGUUUCCACUGCUGCAUUUACUGGAGUACAGCAAGCAGUGGCACAGGCUGUCAUUCAGAACCCCUUCAGUAAUGGGGGUAGUCCAGCGGGGGAGACAGUGGGUGGGGAAACGCGUUUUGCCUAUUUCCCUGCUGCCACUGUCAGUGUCAGUGAUGGGGCAGCCACAGCAGUGUCGGUGCAGGCUGACUCAACACUCACACAGGCCGGAGGUCAGUUCUAUGUGAUGAUGAGCCCACCUGAUGUGUUGCAAAAUGGCACGCCAAGGACCAUUGCCCCUCGCACACAAACCUACACCACAGACCACGGUGAAAAUGAGAUACUACAGCAUGGCAGUUCAAACUGGAAGAUGGAUGGUCCACGGGCACCUAGGGAUGAGAGAAGGAGAGCACAACACAAUGAAGUGGAAAGACGGAGAAGAGACAAGAUCAACAACUGGAUUGUCACCCUCUCAAAGAUCAUCCCAGACUGCAACAUAGACAGUACCAAGACUGGAGCAAGUAAAGGAGGGAUCCUGUCGAAAGCGUGUGACUACAUCCGGGAGCUGAGACAGAAUAACCAGAGAUUGCAGGACAGCUUCAAAGAGGUGUUGAGAGUUCAGGCAGACAACGAGCUACUCAAACAACAGAUUGAGGAGAUGAAGAAUGACAAUGCAUUGCUUCGAGCUCAGCUACAACAGCACGGCAUAGAGAUCAAUGGAGAUACGACACCACAGUGAUCUACUGGACACACACACUCUUACUUACUCACUGGAACACUGGUAAAAUACAAAUACUUAUAGAAUGCAUGAAAGUACACAUGCUCACGUGUAUGCAUCAUCAGAAAUUGCCACGCAUACACACAGAACAGAGGGCUUGAGAGGAAGAAGUGGACUGCUGACUGAUCAAGCCCCCUCCAACCCCCACACACACUCUUCCAAGGCUGAAAGCUGAAAUUCAUGACUCUGUAACUAAAUUAGUUCCCCACUUCUGCUCAAAGAAUAGCCAACUCUUCAAAUGUCGUACAUUCACCAAACUCUGUUUUUGUUAUGGACAAUGACAAUUCACAUUUAUUCUGUUUUAACCUGCUGCAGUUUUCCAUUACUUUUUUUGGAAUUUGUUGUGAGUUAUACUACCGUGUCUGACAUGAAUGAAUCCUUUUGUUUGUCAUUUAAUGUAUUAGUUUACAAUCAUAGUGCAAAUAUAGGGCUGAAUUUUGCUGUUCCAUUUUCCCUUAGAGAUUACAAACCAUGGUAGACAUCAGGCACCUUCAUCCUUUGAUGCACACCAUUUCAAAGGGUUGUUUCAUUGUCAAGUGGCGGUAGAUAAGAGAAUAUUGAUUUAAGCUGUUUUAAAGGCCUGCGAUGUAAAGGUAUGGUUGUUGUAUUAACACUAGGCCUGACAUCGCAGACGAUCAGGGCAGUAGGUGAUAGCAUAGCUCAGGUCAUUAGGACAAUAUAUAAUAUUGGUUCCCAAAUAAAUUUCAGUCCCCUCUUCCUUGCUUUAAUUCCUCUUAUCUCUUGUAUUGUCCCAUCUGGUGCACAGUAAAUCAUUUAACCUGAA
Molecule: messenger RNA, 2278 nt
Organism: Oncorhynchus tshawytscha (Chinook salmon)
Lineage: Eukaryota; Metazoa; Chordata; Actinopteri; Salmoniformes; Salmonidae
Gene: usf2
Product: upstream transcription factor 2, c-fos interacting
Exons: 12
Coding region: 403-1455 (350 amino acids)
Biological process (GO): regulation of transcription by RNA polymerase II
Molecular function (GO): protein dimerization activity; RNA polymerase II cis-regulatory region sequence-specific DNA binding; DNA-binding transcription factor activity, RNA polymerase II-specific
Source: RefSeq, a predicted model, not a curated record